Molecule: messenger RNA, 2242 nt
Organism: Helicoverpa armigera (cotton bollworm)
Lineage: Eukaryota; Metazoa; Arthropoda; Insecta; Lepidoptera; Noctuidae
Product: D-3-phosphoglycerate dehydrogenase
Exons: 8
Coding region: 175-1164 (329 amino acids)
Molecular function (GO): phosphoglycerate dehydrogenase activity; NAD binding
Source: RefSeq, a predicted model, not a curated record
AUUGUCGUUCGUUCAUUGGCCGUUAACGAAGAUAAGUGGCGACCGAGCGCCACGCAGCUCCAUGCGCUCGGAACAUAUUCGCUCAUUCCUCAGUAUUUGUCCAGACUCCAGACGCGCAAGCCGUUAGCCGCGCAACAUCGAACACCCUCAGCCCUCAACCGCCACUCCAACAAAAUGGUUCUACAAAUUAAUUCAGUGCUGGUCGUCGAUGGCGUCGGGUCCAACUGCACGGACAUACUCAACUCGCAUGGCAUCAGUGUGAUCAACAAGCCGAAGAUCAGCAAAGAAGAACUGCUCCAAGAGAUACCGAAAUAUGACGCGUUAGUGGUAAGAUCAGCGUCUCAAGUGACCAAGGAAGUGCUGGAAGCUGGCGCGAAGCUGAAGGUGGUGGGCAGGGCUGGUGCUGGCGUGGACAACAUCGACGUCACGGCCGCGCAGGAGAGAGGCGUGGGGGUCAUCAAUGCCCCCGGAGCAAAUGCCCUCAGCGCCUGCGAGCUGACCUGCAGCCUGAUCCUCAACCUGUCGAGGCAUGUGGUCCCUGCCGCCGCAGCCCUGCGCGCCGGCAGGUGGGACCGCGCCCUCUACACCGGCACGGAACUCAACGGCAAGACUCUCGCCAUCCUCGGUCUCGGCAGGGUCGGCAGAGAAGUCGCCGUCCGCAUGCACUCCUUCGGCAUGAAGAUCAUCGGCUACGACCCGUUCGUGACGGCGGAGCAGUGCACCAGCUUCCACGCCACCAAGAUGGAGCUCGAGCAGAUCUGGCCUCUGGCUGAUUACAUUACACUGCACACUCCUCUCAUUGCCUCUACUAAAAAUUUCAUCAACGCCAAAGUCCUGGGGCAAUGUAAGAAAGGCAUCAAGAUUGUUAACGUAGGACGCGGCGGUCUUAUCCAGGAACGUGACCUCCUCGAUGGACUGAACUCUGGGCAGGUUGGCGGAGCAGCUCUUGACGUCUUCGAGCAGGAGCCGCCUUCAGAUCCUCUGACCUUGGAGAUCAUCCAGCACAAAGCUGUCAUUGCCACUCCUCAUUUAGGUGCUUCAACGAAGGAAGCCCAAGUGCGAGUGGGUCAGGAGAUAGCGGAGCAGCUGGUGAACCUCGUGAAGCCUGGCAGCUACAGCACUCCCCUCGCCGAGGUCACCCGUGUCCUCAACAAGCAGGCUUGAACAUGGAGUUCCAUUAUAUCUCUCUGUUACAAUCUAUAUUUAAGUAUAGUUUAAUUUAUUCUGGUAAAUAAUAACACUGGUCUGCAGUAUUAUUGUCUCAAAAGUAAAAUAAAUAAUAUUAAUUUGCAGACCAGUGUAAUUACCAGUAACAAUAUGUACUUAAUACACACUCAAAUAAAUAUUUACAUUUAUCUAUAUAAUGGGUAGUAUUAAGUACAUAUUGUUACUGGUAAUAAGUUAUUAUGUUAAGUCUAGUUAGACUAACAGCCAGUUUCUUCAUCAAAAGUUAAAGCCAAAGUAAAAGUCAAAGUAAUGUUUAAAGUUAAAGUAACGGUCAAAUUCAAUUUUUUUUCUAUUAGUUUUGCUGUCACUUUAGCCUUGAAAAAACGAAUUUGACCGUUACUUUUACUUUAGACAUUACUUUAACUUUAACUUUUGACGAAGAAACUGGCCGUAAGUUUCGUUAGGUUAGGUUUGUAUUAAAGUUAUUUACAAAUAUUAACAGAAUGUAUGUUUUUUUUGAAAUAAAAUAAGUUGAGAAAAGGUAAUAAAACAGUUAAAAAGUUAAGUUAAAAGGAAAAAAAAUAGAAUAUUUUGACCAGGGGCCCGAUUCUCCUAAGUUAAUAAUGUCAAAAUCGACUAAGAAAAAAUAGCGGAAUGCCACUUAGGCCUCGGCCUCGAAUUUUGCGGGCAGCGGGGCGGCAGCGGCGGGACGGGACGGCGACGCGACACAAUGUACUGAAUCGUCGCGUCACGUCGCGUCGAGCGGGACGGCUCUGUGUGGCGGCCUCCGUAAUAUCUAGUACAUUACAACUGCUCAGUGUCGCGUCGCCGUCCCGUCCCGCCGCGCCGCGCCCGCUGUGUGCAGAGACCUUUAUCAUGUGACUGGCAUAGGUCACUGAUAAGGUAUUUCAGUUGUUUAAUUUAACUGUCUAAAGGUUCCUGGAGAGCUUUUUCAGACUUGUAACUUUCCCAAUGUUGAUUCAUGCAUGUUGUUUUUCAUUAAUUAGAAGCUGAUUGUGAAUGCAUCAAUAAAUUAAUUAAUAUAAUGAAAUAAAGUCUUAUUAUUUCCUGAUAC